GGGGGAGGAGACUGGGGUGGAGGAGGAGACUGCCGUGGAGGAGGAGGAGGUGGAGGACAGUGGGGAUGAGGUGUUGAAUGUGCUCAGCCUCAGGGCUCUGCUAGAGACUCUAGACACACAGCCUGAGGAAGAGGAGACAAAGGGGCUCAACCACACUACACACUGGGUUCCUAGGGGCGCGUGGCGGCAGCCUCGGGACCUUCACGAUGCCGUGGGCCUGGGAUUCCAGUGGGGCGGUUCCCAUAGCAACAGGGCCCUGCUCCGCUGUCUGGGGAUGGACACCAGAAACAUGUUGUUCACUGGUCAGAGAAAGCAGCCUGUCAUAGUUCCUGUGUUUGCAGCCAGCCUGGGAAUGUUAGAGCCCACCAAAGAGCCACUGAGACCAGCUUCAACUGCGGAGAAGACUGCUGCCACAGCACAAGCACUUCCUGGGUCACAGGAAACCACCACCACCUCGUCAAUACAGCAGGGGGCCCCCCAGCCUUGGUCCCAGUUUGACUGGAGCAGCAGUGGCCUUGGCAUCAACCGUCUGGAUGAGCUAGACAGUGACACCAGCAGCCGUCCAGCUGACACCCUGAACCACCUCAUGUCUACUAUGGAGAACACCACCACCACCUCCACCAGGAAACCCCAUAGGGAUGAGGAGGACCAGCUGAGUGAGGAGGCAGCCAGGGUGAUCUGUGGGCUGGCUGACCUGUCCUUCAUGAAGGCUAUGGUCCUAAUGUUCCCCAUCACCCUCACACCAGCCGCUGGCUCUGGUACACUGCUAGAGUGAUGCACACAUGGAUGGAUGCACACACACACAAACACAGAAGACUUGUCCGCUUCAAAGCUAGAUUGAACAUUAAUGCAAAGUCAAAAUGUUGAUAAUCAGUAAUAUGGUGAAAUAGUUAGUCUUUUGUGCUGAAUGUAUUGAUGUAUUUAUGUUGUGACACAGUGGUUGAGGUCUAAGACUGAUCCACACUUACCUCCAGUCAUCUGCCUCGUUCCUCCAGUGGUCUUAGAUCAAUUUCCUGUUUCCCUUUUCAAGAUGGUGAUUUUAUCUUCAUGUAUUUAUUCUUAAUGUGUGUAUAGUUAUUCAUGUGAAUUCAUC
This is a messenger RNA of Oncorhynchus keta (chum salmon), 1093 nucleotides long. Its product is annotated as aftiphilin-like. The coding region runs from base 275 to 775 and encodes 166 amino acids. The transcript is spliced from 7 exons. NCBI's taxonomy places the organism in Eukaryota, Metazoa, Chordata, Actinopteri, Salmoniformes, Salmonidae. The record is from RefSeq and is a predicted model, not a curated record. Gene Ontology annotation, molecular function: clathrin binding. Gene Ontology annotation, cellular component: AP-1 adaptor complex; trans-Golgi network membrane. Gene Ontology annotation, biological process: intracellular transport.